AUGGCGGAUUUGUUUCAUGAAAGAUAUGGCCACACAAAUUUUACAAAGUCACAGAUUCAGGAAAAACAGAAAGACUUGAAAGGUCAAUACAGACUUCUUAAGGAUGCCCGCAAACAGAGUGGUGUCAGCUGGAACUAUCAUACACACAUGAUAGAUGCGGACGCUAAUCUUUGGCAAAACUUGAUGACUUCUAAGUUUGAUAAAUCAUUUCUUUUAUAUAUACAGUCGUGGCCAGAAAUAGCUAAGGUCCAGAAUAAGCCGUUUCCCCUCUACGAUAAGCUUGGUGAUCUGUAUGAUGGGCAUAUAGCAGAAGGUAACUUCAAUUUCACAUCAACUGAGGUUACAGAAGUGAGUGAUGGUGAUCUCGAAGUUGAAAGAGAGAAGACUGCCUUCUCUUUUGACCUGAAUCAAUAUGGUGAUGAUUUACACAUGUAUGAUGAUCCAAGAGAUGCCGCCCCAAGUGAUGGUCAAAGUGAUGUUGCCCCAAGUGAUGGUCCCAGAGAUGCUACCCCAAGUGAUGGUCCAAGAGGUGCUGCCCCAACUACUUCAAGCAACAAGCAUGUGAAGGAAUCAAAGGGUAAGAAGCGUGAUGAUCCUAUGGUGGAAGUGAUGGCACAAUAUGUGGAGAUCAAACGAAAGCAAGUGGAGGAGGAGUCUGCUCUAUUGGUCGGGGCAAAAAAUGCCCAAGAAUUCUCCAUCAGCAAGUGCAUUAUCUUUCUUAAUUCUACCGCCGAAGAUGAAGAGAGUGUUGAAGUGUUUCUUCGGAGCGAAAUGGCAGAGUUGACUCAACGUUCCCAGGCAACCAGAGAAGCAAGAUUAAACAAUCUGGACAAACUUUUGGUCGUUCAAAAACUGGAUGAUGAUGACAUCAUUAAGAGCAAUUCGUUUGCAUGA
Triticum dicoccoides is the source of this 894-nucleotide messenger RNA. RefSeq lists its product as uncharacterized. Bases 1 to 894 code for a protein of 297 amino acids. Lineage: Eukaryota; Viridiplantae; Streptophyta; Magnoliopsida; Poales; Poaceae. The transcript is spliced from 6 exons. The record is from RefSeq and is a predicted model, not a curated record.